AUGGCGUCGCGGCGAGAGAGCGCCAUCUCCGUCGACAGCAUCGCUGCCGAGUCAUCCGCCAUCCCGCAGUCUGCACCGCCGGCUCCACUCUCCAAGCCUCUGCCGAAUCCGCACGCCGAUCCGCCUGCCGCACCAGCGCGCCCGCCUCCCAGCGCACCGCCAACAGGCGCCGCGCCGGCGUACCGAGCCGCGCCGCAGAGUGCCGUGUCUGCUCCGCACACAUUCGAUCCGGAUGCCCAGUACUCACUGGAAGAUUACGAGAUCCUCGAUACGCUUGGCACGGGCACCUUUGGCCGCGUGCAGCUCGUGCGCCUUAAGCACCUGCCGGCCAGCCGGCCGGACGCAUACUUCGCGAUGAAGAUCCUCGCCAAGUCCGAAGUGGUGCGGCUGAAGCAAGUCGAGCACAUCAACUCGGAGCGCGCAAUCCUGAGCGAGGUGCAGCACCCGUUCAUCGUCAAUCUGCGCCACACGCUGCAGGACAGCCGCAACGUGUACAUGAUCAUGGACUACGUGCCCGGCGGCGAGAUCUUCUCGCACCUGCGCCGCGCCGGACGCUUCCCGACGGACGUGACGCGCUUCUACAUCGCCACGCUCGUCCUCGCCAUCGACUACAUGCACCGCCAGAAGGUCAUCUACCGCGACCUGAAGCCCGAGAACCUGCUGCUCGACUCGCGCGGAUACACGAAGAUCACCGACUUCGGCUUCGCUAAGCACGUCGAGGGCCGCACCUGGACGCUCUGCGGCACGCCCGAGUACCUGGCGCCGGAGAUCAUCGAGUCGAAAGGCCACGGGCAGGCCGUCGACUGGUGGGCGCUCGGCAUUCUGGCGUACGAGAUGCUGGCUGGCUUCCCGCCGUACUUUGACGACCAUCCAUUCGGCACGUACGAGAAGAUCCUCAAGGGCAACCUUGCCUUUCCCUCGCACGUCGACUCGGUCUCGCGCGAUCUCAUCCGCAGCCUGCUCAACAAGGACGUCUCGAAGCGCCUCGGCAACCUGCGUGGCGGCGCCGAGGACGUCAAGAACCACUUCUGGUUCCACGGCGUCGACUGGCGGGCGCUCGAGGCGGGCCACCUGCAGGCUCCCAUCAUCCCGCGGCGAGGCGCGCCGGGCACGACGGAGAACUUCUCCAAGUACGCAGCGCCUGAAGCCAACUCGAUGCCCGGCCUCCGCGGCCGCGAGGCGGACGCUGCGGCGAUGGCCGCCGACCAGUACGCGCAUCUCUUCCGCGCCUUCUAG
This is a messenger RNA of Tilletiopsis washingtonensis, 1236 nucleotides long. Its product is annotated as camp-dependent protein kinase catalytic subunit. Gene Ontology annotation, cellular component: cAMP-dependent protein kinase complex; nucleus. Gene Ontology annotation, molecular function: ATP binding; cAMP-dependent protein kinase activity. The transcript has 5 exons. Bases 1 to 1236 code for a protein of 411 amino acids. The record is from RefSeq and is a predicted model, not a curated record. Gene Ontology annotation, biological process: peptidyl-serine phosphorylation. NCBI's taxonomy places the organism in Eukaryota, Fungi, Basidiomycota, Exobasidiomycetes, Entylomatales.